Molecule: messenger RNA, 399 nt
Organism: Strongyloides ratti
Lineage: Eukaryota; Metazoa; Nematoda; Chromadorea; Rhabditida; Strongyloididae
Product: Ubiquitin-conjugating enzyme E2 G1
Exons: 3
Coding region: 1-399 (132 amino acids)
Biological process (GO): proteasome-mediated ubiquitin-dependent protein catabolic process; protein polyubiquitination
Molecular function (GO): ubiquitin conjugating enzyme activity
Source: RefSeq, a predicted model, not a curated record
AUGUCCAAUAUGAAAGGAAAAGUUUUAUUACAAAAACAACUUGAAGAUUUACAAAAGAAUCCGGUUGAUGGUUUUUCAGCUGGACUGGUAAAUGAUGAUAAUAUUUAUAAAUGGGAAGUUUUAAUUAUGGGACCACCUGACACUAUUUAUGAAGGUGGUUUUUUUAAAGCUAUCCUUGAUUUUCCUAUAGAAUAUCCACAACAAAAAAAUGGAAAUGUUUGUAUUUCAAUUCUUCAUAAACCUGGUGACGAUCAUUUUGGAUAUGAAAGACCAGAAAACGUUGCUGAUCCAAAUUCUGAAUCUCCAGCUAAUAUUGAUGCAGCUAAAGAAUUUGUCAAUAACUAUGAUGAAUUUAAAAAGAAAGUUUCACGAUGUGUAAGAAAAAGCCAAGAAGAAUAA